Messenger RNA from Rotaria sp. Silwood1, 474 nucleotides. The record is from the annotation of a GenBank genome assembly. Lineage: Eukaryota; Metazoa; Rotifera; Eurotatoria; Philodinida; Philodinidae.
AUGGAAGGAAACAUAACGAAAGGAGAGCUUAUUGUUGGUGGAAAUGGGCGGGGUUCUAGUCUCAAUCAAUUCAAUGGUCCACUUUUCAUCUCUGCUGAUGAGCAAUACACCGUCUACGUGUCAGAUCACUUCAAUCAUCGUGCAAUGAAGUGGAAUCGAGAUGCUACAACGGGUAUUGUUAUCAUCAGAAGCCAGGGGAAAGGUGAAGCUCUCACACAAUUAUCACAUCCUGAAGGACUUUAUGUUGACAGUUCUGGUACUCUCUAUGUAGAAGAAUCAAGAAAUAAUCGAGUAACUCGUUGGUCGAAAGGCGCAACACAUGGUACUGUCAUUAUCGGUGAAAAUGCUCGAUUAAAUUGGUCAGCAAGUUUGUGCUUUGAUCGUCAAGGCAAUAUCUACAUUAGUGAAGGUAGUCUAGAAUGGCCUCACCGCAUUCAUCGCCUUUCUAUUCAAGAAAACGCCACGUCUCAGUGA